UAACGGUGCUGUCAAGCUUCAUAAGGUGGCUACGUUCUGCACGUCAUAUUUAGGCACAAGAUAAUUUGAAUAAUUUGUUGCUAAAUUGCUUGGCAGAGCUAAUUAGAACAGCUCUUGAAGUUCUGCAAAUAAAAUGUCACAUUCUGAAGAAAAUGAAGACAAAGUGAUCCCGCUGACAAACCUGGAAAAUGCCCAAAAGGAAGAUGAAAAAGCAUUUAGAUAUUCAAGGCGCAAUGGACAUCACACCAUGGCCGCAGCUGCUUCGUCCGUGAAUCUUGGGAUAACUGAGCCAUCAGAGGCUUCGCAAGACAUUACAAAACACUGGAUGCAAUGCAGUGCGCCCAAUGAAAAAGCAAGAUCCCUUUGUUUUGGUGCAUAUAUAUUAAAAAAAUCAAUUAAUAGCCUUCUCAAAUACUGCACAUUAAUUUCAGGUGAUGCAACCAGCAGAACUUUAUCAAAAAGCUUAAGUGUUCGAAAAGCAGUCCCGAAAACAUCUUCCAGCCAAUCCAGUUUUGUUUACAAACCAUUCACUAUGUCUUCUGCGCGAACGUCUAGUUCGCAAUCACAAGAAUUAUUAAGGAAAGAAAAUUAUAGAUUUGAGAGUAGUGCUACAGGCCUAGACGACGACGGUGAUUCCAAUGACAUAUUUUGCUCCACAAUGAAAGACCCCCAGGAUUUUCCAACAUUUUUAUCAGAUGAGUGCGAAAUUGACAGUAUGGAUAGCCUAAAAAAAAAUAAGAAUCCCCAAAACAGAUCUGCGAAAUUCACGAUAACUGCUUAUGCGGACAAUGCUAAAGAUCAUUUUUCGGAUCUUGAGGUGAACAACUUAAUAGACGGAAAUCACAAAAAAAAUAAUAUUGGAGUAACACUGAAAGCGCAGCAAAAUCAAGUUCAACCUGUGGACAAGGGCUUAUAUGUAAAAGAAUCCGAGAAGGGAAGCGAUCACUUUAUCUGUCAACAGCAAAAAAAGAAUAUAUUGGAAACUGGUGAAUUAUCCGAAGAUGACACCUCCGAAGAGCAGAAGGUUCGAUGUGCUUACAAGACAUCAGAUCUGGAGGAUGGUGAAGUGUCCUGCGAAGGUUUGGAUGUCCCGCAUAACUUGAUUAAGAAAACGUCACUUUGCCAGUUUGAUAAUACUAUUUUUAAAAAGAGAAAUAUAUCGGUGGAUAAGAAACAUGAUCAGGUUGAAUCUGUUGAUUUGGAAGAUGGCGAACUUUUCGGAGAAGAUAAUGAAGUCUCAAGUAAUACUAUUAAAAAAGAGGAUAACAGAAUGCCCUUUUGUCGUUAUCACAUCCGCAAUUCCUGCAUUUGGGGCCAAAAUUGUCGGUUUCGCCAUCCAAAUUUGAACAAACUGGGAAAAUAUGUAAUGUUUGAAAAAAAAUGUUUGCCAGUGCCUACAGUGACUUUUCCGCCAGUUUUAGUUAAGGAAUUAGAGAAAACAUGUAUUAAUACAGUGUGGUCAACAUGUGUCUUACCAGCUAGGGAUACCUACCCAAUGGCAGUGAUCGAGACAAUGUCGAGGAUGCCUGAGAGCCGAGAUAUAUCGUUCGGCAUGAACAACAUGGAUAACGAUCCCUACUACACACAGAAUGAGCCAGAGGUGGACAAGCGUGCUCCACUUCUUCCAACGCCGACCUUCAGUGAACUAUUAACAGAGCAGAAGCAAUAUCAUAACUCAUUGGCAGGGAAUCGGCCUGUCCGUACCCCUUCGCCCGCUAGAUAUUCUCGGAAUCUGCGAUCUACUGUUCAGGCCAAUAGAUCGUCCUUCUUGACGUGCUUAGAGAAACGAGAUCGUUCUCCAAGACUGCCUAGAUACUCUGCCAGCAAAAAUCCGCAACCUCAAAUUUCAUUAAGCAAUAUACGAAGACCUUCCAGCAUAAUUGUACGGCUCGAACGAAAACGACAACGACUUGGCGACAGCACUUUCAGUUCUAGCGACUCCUCUGAGUCCUCUAGCUAUGAAUCCACCACAGAAAGCACAGGUGAUGUUUCAUCUUUCUCCGAAUCUGAUGCACGGGGUGAAAAAAAUAGCUUAUCUUCAUUGGGAAUACCGAUAAAAAACAUGAAACGAAACGAAGAAAAGUUCUCAUCUGAUGCAGUUGCUAAAUUUACCGCAAAACGAAAACACUCUUCAAAAUUCACGAAUCAAAAACAAACUUUUUCAAAGCUGUCGACGAAAACUCCAUUAAGAAAUCCGCCAAAUGUGUUACCCAAUGCACCGAAGAAACCUCACAGCAUAUUGGAGAGCUCUUACAGUAUCAAAAAGAAGCAGGAUCGCCAGAAACGUUUGCUAAUGCAACUGUUGCGCGUAGAGCAGCAAAUAGCGAAGAAGAAGAAGCAUCGAAUGAAAGCAUUUAAAGAGUAAUCUGUUAAAUAUCGAAUCGUUAUUUAAGUUGUCUAAUAAAACCAAAUUAUCAUUCAAAAUGUUAAACGAUGGAU
Messenger RNA from Drosophila sechellia, 2439 nucleotides. RefSeq lists its product as uncharacterized. NCBI's taxonomy places the organism in Eukaryota, Metazoa, Arthropoda, Insecta, Diptera, Drosophilidae. Gene Ontology annotation, molecular function: metal ion binding. The coding region runs from base 134 to 2365 and encodes 743 amino acids. The transcript has 7 exons. The record is from RefSeq and is a predicted model, not a curated record.